Molecule: messenger RNA, 1696 nt
Organism: Trifolium pratense (red clover)
Lineage: Eukaryota; Viridiplantae; Streptophyta; Magnoliopsida; Fabales; Fabaceae
Product: carboxypeptidase SOL1
Exons: 15
Coding region: 97-1590 (497 amino acids)
Biological process (GO): proteolysis
Molecular function (GO): metallocarboxypeptidase activity; zinc ion binding
Source: RefSeq, a predicted model, not a curated record
UUACGUCACAUGAGUGACAUAAUAGUUACCACCAAAAAUGAUGGAAUCAGAACAAACAAUUGAAGACUGAAUCCGACAUCAUCAUCGUCCUCUUCGAUGAUCCUGAUGAAGAUGAACCUUCUCUUGUCUCUUCUCCUUCUUGCUUCCACACUCUAUUCUUCUCUAGCUAAGGGUGCUUUUCAAUCUCUUCUUCCUUCAGAAGAUUUCAGUGACCGUAGUAAUGUAAGCCGUGCAAGGCGUUUGCUCGAAGACAGUGAGUCUCAGGCCCGGACUAGUGUUGAUUUGACACGAGGUUAUAUGAGCAAUUCUGACCUUGAAAGGAACAUCAAGGAAUUUGGAGAAAGAUGCAGCAACAUUUCUAGAAUAUACAGUAUUGGGAAGAGUGUGAAUGGAGUUCCACUGUGGGUGAUUGAGAUUUCUGACAAGCCGGGAGAACAAGAGACCGAACCUGCAUUUAAGUAUAUCGGAAAUGUGCACGGAGAUGAACCAGUGGGCCGUGAACUUCUUAUAAUUUUGGCCAAUUGGUUAUGUGAUAAUUACUUGAAAGAUCCUCUGGCGACAUUGAUUGUGGAGAAUGUUCACCUUCAUUUACUUCCAUCAAUGAAUCCCGAUGGCUACACCUUAAGGAAGCGUGGUAAUGCAAAUAAUAUUGAUCUGAACCGGGAUUUUCCUGAUCAGUUCUACUUUGCAAAUGAUGAUGAGGAGUCUCGGCAACCCGAAACAAGAGCAAUAAUGAAUUGGUUAAGAGAUAUACGAUUUACAGCAUCUGCAACAUUGCACGGGGGCGCACUUGUUGCAAAUUAUCCUUGGGAUGGUACCCGUGAUAAAAGGACUUUCUACUAUGGAUGUCCUGAUGAUGAAGCAUUUCGGUUCAUGGCAAGUAUAUAUAGCCACUCCCACUACAACAUGUCUUUAAGCAAGGAGUUUAUAGAUGGAAUCACAAACGGAGCAGCAUGGUACCCUUUAUACGGAGGAAUGCAAGAUUGGAACUAUAUACAUGCUGGUUGUUUUGAAUUGACCUUGGAAAUUAGUGACAAUAAAUGGCCUAAAGCUUCAGAGCUUCCUAUGCUUUGGAAAUACAAUAAAAUGAGCAUGCUUAAUCUUGUUGCAAGUCUUGUGAAGACAGGAGUGCAUGGAAGGAUAUAUUCUUCAGGUGAUGGAAGGGCAUUACCAGGAUUUAUAACUGUCAGUGGAAUAAACUACACAGUUAAGGCUAGAAAAACGUUUGGUGACUACCAUCGCUUACUUGGCCCCCGAGAUAGAUAUGAAGUAGUGGCAACCAUGCCUGGUUACAAAUCAAAGAAUACAUCAAUUUGGUUAGAUGAAGGGGCCAUGACAUUGGAUUUUGUUCUUGACCCUGAAGUUAGUGUCAAACUCAAAGGUGGUAUACUAGAAAAUGUCCAUGAUUGCAACUGUGACAGUAAAAGCAAACUAGAAUUCGUUCAAUUUCUUUGGGGAUCCCACUUGGAAGUUUUCUUUGUUUUCAUUGUUAUUUUAGGAUUUUUAUGCUUAUUAUUUCAGAGGAGAAAAAAAGUCAAAAUUUCAACCUCCAAACAGUCAACAGGAGCAAAAAGAACUGUUGUGGUUUGAGGUUUUGGUUACUGAUUUGUAUCAAAUUCUGUUGUAUACUAAUGUAGAAUACUUAUUCCUCAUUCUUUUAGACAAGGCCCAUAUAAUAAGAAAAUAUAAUAGCAAA